GUGGAGUUAAAAUGUCCGUUCACUACAAAUUUAAAAGUACCCUUCACUUUGACACAAUAACGUUUGACGGGCUUCAUAUAUCUGUUGCUGAUUUAAAAAAGGAAAUAGUACUGCAAAAACGCCUGGGAAAAGUUAUUGAUUUUGACCUCCAAAUAACCAAUGCGCAAAGUAAAGAAGAAUAUAAGGAUGAUAAUUUUCUAAUACCAAAGAAUACAACGCUUAUUAUUUCACGGAUACCCAUUGCAAACCCAAUAAAAAAAGGAUGGGACGUACAAAACGACGUUGCUAUUUCCAACGCAAUUAUAAGUAAACAAGAAAACUUAAAUAUGGACCUUUCUAAAAUGGAGGGAAGUGAAGAAGAAAAAAUACAAGCCAUGAUGAUGCAAAGUACAGCAGAAUAUGAUCCUAAGACGUAUCAUCGUAUUAAGGGACAAUCGCAAAUGGGCGAAGUUCCUUCUUCAUAUCGCUGCAAUAAAUGUAAAAAGGGCGGACACUGGAUUAAGAACUGCCUAUUUACAUCUUCGAAGGAUCAAUUAGAAGUAAAACGAAAUACGGGAAUUCCCCGGUCAUUUAGAGGCAAGAAUGAAAUCUUAUCAGACCAGGAAACGUCGAAGUUUAAAAUUCCGAUUGAAAACGAUCAAGACAUUCCAGAAGAUUUAAUAUGUGGUAUUUGUAGAAACAUUUUCGUUGAUGCUGUAAUGAUUCCAUGCUGUGGAAGCUCAUUUUGCGAUGAUUGCGUUCGAAAUGCACUUUUGGAAUCGGAAGAAAAUGAAUGUCCGGAUUGUAAGGAAAAAAGUUGCUCGCCAGGCAGUUUAAUUCCCAAUCGUUUUUUGAGAAAUUCUGUUAAUGUUUUUAAAAAUGAAUCUGGACUAAAACUUGGAGUUCAUAAGACUGCAUUUCUUGAUUUUUGAUUUUUGUGCCGGCAU
Drosophila busckii is the source of this 926-nucleotide messenger RNA. It is a transcript of the gene snama, whose product is annotated as E3 ubiquitin-protein ligase RBBP6. Gene Ontology annotation, biological process: mRNA processing; ubiquitin-dependent protein catabolic process; protein ubiquitination. The transcript is spliced from 6 exons. Gene Ontology annotation, cellular component: nucleus. NCBI's taxonomy places the organism in Eukaryota, Metazoa, Arthropoda, Insecta, Diptera, Drosophilidae. Bases 12 to 911 code for a protein of 299 amino acids. Gene Ontology annotation, molecular function: zinc ion binding; nucleic acid binding; ubiquitin protein ligase activity. The record is from RefSeq and is a predicted model, not a curated record.